AUGUCUGAUGCACCCGAAGCACCGGAUUCAUGGAUCACCGUAGAAUACCUGGGUCGACUCGCCAUUCUAAUCAUCAACCGCCCCCAUAAGCUCGGCGCCUUGACAAAAGACGGGUUCUACCUCUUGACCCAGCGCCUGCGAGAAAUAGAUACACACGACGAAGUCUUCAUCACCAUCCUCACCGGAACCGGAAGAUUCUUCAGCGCUGGCGUAGACGUCUCAACCAGCCGGCCCGUCGAGCCCGGCACCGACAUCUGGCGCGAUUCCCUCAGGGAAACGGUGUCCCACACGCUCAACUCCACCGAAGCAUUUUACACGCAUUCCAAGAUCCUGGUGACGGCUCUGAAUGGCCCUGUUGUUGGUAUCGCGGCGGCGCUGAUUUCGUUUUCUGAUUUCAUAUUCUGCGCGCCCCACACUUACCUGCUUACCCCUUUUACGAGCCUUGGGCUUAUCGCUGAAGGCGGCGCUUCAGUGGGGUUUGUGCGGCGUAUGGGGGUAACUAGGGCGACGGAGGCGCUGCUUACAAGUCGGAAGAUACUGGCAGAUGACCUGCUAGCGUGUGGCUUUGUCAAUAAGAUCUUUGAGGAUUGCGGUGAAGGCGAGGAUGAGAAAUUAAGGGAGCGGGUUAUUGCACAUGUUGAUGAGAUUUUGGGGGAGCAUCUUGUGGGAUCGAGCUUGCUUGAGACGAAGAAGUUUCUUCUGAUGGGGAUGAAGGGGCAGAUUGAUCAGAGUUUGGUAGCGGAGUUGAUGGGGGGGCUGAAGAGGCAGGUCUUGGGGAUUCCACAGAGGGAGUUUGAGAAGAUUAGGACGGGGGAGAAGAGACAUAAGUUGUAA
This is a messenger RNA of Bipolaris oryzae ATCC 44560, 834 nucleotides long. RefSeq lists its product as uncharacterized. Gene Ontology annotation, cellular component: peroxisomal matrix. The record is from RefSeq and is a predicted model, not a curated record. NCBI's taxonomy places the organism in Eukaryota, Fungi, Ascomycota, Dothideomycetes, Pleosporales, Pleosporaceae. Gene Ontology annotation, biological process: fatty acid beta-oxidation. The coding region runs from base 1 to 834 and encodes 277 amino acids. The transcript is spliced from 2 exons.